Messenger RNA from Malaclemys terrapin pileata, 929 nucleotides. RefSeq names its product tRNA phosphotransferase 1 (gene TRPT1). Gene Ontology annotation, biological process: tRNA splicing, via endonucleolytic cleavage and ligation. The record is from RefSeq and is a predicted model, not a curated record. Bases 122 to 838 code for a protein of 238 amino acids. NCBI's taxonomy places the organism in Eukaryota, Metazoa, Chordata, Testudines, Emydidae. Gene Ontology annotation, molecular function: tRNA 2'-phosphotransferase activity. The transcript has 7 exons.
CAGGAGGAGACAGGAGAGUGGGAUUGGUGGGGAGGGGUUCUGGGAACAGGGUAACUGCCUGGGGGCACUCUAGGGAGGCUGAGGCUGUACAGAGCACAGGAGCAGGGUGGGAACGACUAGUAUGGAUCCAGGGGGGGCAGAAUCUCAGCAGCCUCUCCCUAGGGCUCUUGGGAGAGGGAGCCGGAAAUCUGGGAGUCGAAAGAGGCAGCAGAACCAGAACCCGGAUGUCCGUCUGUCCAAAGCCUUGUCCUAUGUUUUGCGUCAUGGAGCAGCCCAGCUGGGGCUGGAGAUGGGUGCUGAUGGGUUCGUAGACGUGGCUGCCCUGCUGAGCCUGCCCCGCUUUGGGGGUGUCUCUGUGGCCGAUGUGCGACACGUCGUGGAGACUAACGAGAAGCGCCGCUUUGCCCUGCGCUCCCACCCUAGUGACGGGCACUUGCAGAUCCGUGCCAACCAGGGGCACUCACUGCAGCAGGUGUCAGAGCUAGAGCUGAUCCCACUGCUGGAGCCCACAGCCCUACCCCAGACCAUGGCCCAUGGCACUUACCUGCGACACUGGCCGGCCAUCUGCCAGGGGGGCCUUUCCCGCAUGGGGCGCAACCAUAUCCACCUAGCACCUGGGCUGCCCGGGGAUGGACAUGUCCUCAGCGGGAUGAGGCAGGACUGUGAUGUGGCUAUAGUGAUCAAUGGGCCCCAGGCGCUGGCAGAUGGGAUCAAGUUCUAUCGCUCAGCUAAUGGUGUCAUCCUCACACCGGGUGAUGCCGAAGGCCUCCUGCCUCCCCAGUACUUCCAGAGAGUCCUGCAGCUCCGGCCUGACAGGCAUCUGCUACCCCUCAAGUGACCCCCACAGGGCCGAGCCGGCUCCAGGGUCAUGACAUAGAGGAGAACCAGGGCAGGAGAGAGCAGUGUAAAAUAACAUCCCUAUUGUUCCA